UAUGAAAACACGGAUAUGGCUUUACACUAUGGUGCUAUGCUCAGGGAGUGCAUAAGACAUCAGAUAGUUGCUAGUUAUGUUUUGCAAUCACCGAAUAUGAAGAUUUUUGAUUACAUACAACUUCCAAAUUUUGACAUUGCCGCGGAUGCUGCUGCGACAUUCAAGGAACUCAUGACAAGACAUAAAUCUACUGUAGCUGAUUUCCUCUCUAAAAAUUAUGAAUGGUUUUUUGAAGAGUAUAAUUCUAAGCUGUUGGAAUCUCCCAAUUAUAUUACGAAGCGUCAAGCUGUCAAGCUCUUGGGAGACAUGUUACUUGAUCGUUCAAAUUCUGCUGUAAUGACACGAUAUGUGAGCUCAAGAGACAACUUAAGGAUUCUGAUGAAUUUAUUAAGAGAGGAAAGCAAGAGCAUUCAGAUAGAAGCAUUUCAUGUUUUCAAGCUAUUUGUUGCCAACCAAAACAAGCCAGCCGAAAUCAUUGGCAUACUCGUCACUAAUAGAAGCAAGCUUUUAAGAUUAUUGGGUGACUUCAAGAUGGAUAAACCUGAUGACCAGUUUGAUGCUGACAAAGCUCAAGUUAUGAGGGAAAUUGCUGCUCUUGAACCUAAAAGCAGCCCUUGAAUUGCGGAAUGUGUUGGGAAGCAACUUGCAUUGCAGCCUUGUUUAAUGGAACUUUGUAUUGCUAGAGUUUUUACAGUCUUCAUCAAGACUAUGGUUUUUAACGCAAAUUUCAAAAUGCUUGGGAUCUGUAAUUUUAUCUUAGGUAAAAGGUAGAUAAAUAAAUUUGCUAUAAUUAGCCACGUGCCUGUUUGGCUUUUCCAGGUGUUAGAACCACCUUCCUAGCAUCCUUGUAAUUAAAUGCUGCUAGAGAUCGUGCAAUAAUUUGUCUAUCUCAAAUUUGCCUAGACUAA
Molecule: messenger RNA, 908 nt
Organism: Prosopis cineraria
Lineage: Eukaryota; Viridiplantae; Streptophyta; Magnoliopsida; Fabales; Fabaceae
Product: putative MO25-like protein At5g47540
Biological process (GO): intracellular signal transduction
Molecular function (GO): protein serine/threonine kinase activator activity
Source: RefSeq, a predicted model, not a curated record